Messenger RNA from Malassezia globosa CBS 7966, 261 nucleotides. RefSeq lists its product as uncharacterized. Gene Ontology annotation, cellular component: ribosome. Gene Ontology annotation, biological process: translation. Bases 1 to 261 code for a protein of 86 amino acids. The record is from RefSeq and is a predicted model, not a curated record. Gene Ontology annotation, molecular function: structural constituent of ribosome. Lineage: Eukaryota; Fungi; Basidiomycota; Malasseziomycetes; Malasseziales; Malasseziaceae. The transcript has a single exon.
AUGAGGCGUAUCCAGCGUGGCCCUGUCCGUGGUAUCUCGUUCAAGCUCCAAGAAGAAGAGCGCGAGCGCAAGGACCAAUACGUUCCGGAGGUGUCGGCUCUUGACCCGUCGGUUGCUCCUCUUGAGAUUGACCCCGACACGGAGGAGAUGAUUCACAGUCUUGGCUUUGACAACCUUCCAGUGACUGUUACAGCUCCUGUGACGUCGCAGCAAAUGCCUGAGCGUAAGGGCCGCCACGUCCCAGGUGCCGGCCGCCGCUAA